Molecule: messenger RNA, 5448 nt
Organism: Orbicella faveolata
Lineage: Eukaryota; Metazoa; Cnidaria; Anthozoa; Scleractinia; Merulinidae
Source: RefSeq, a predicted model, not a curated record
CACACUGAACUGAUCUAAGCGAAGUCUUACGUGAUGUAAAAAUGAUUGAUACUUUUUCCAAAUGAAGUACCGGUUGUUAUAGACUAUACUGCGCGCCCAAAAGCCAAUACAACUUUCGCAGUCAUGUUUUAUACCAUGAAAUAGAUUCGCAAGUUGCCGUAAAUGUGCUUGAGCACAUAAAAUGACGCAGCAAAAACAAUUGACCGGAACGACGGAAUACACCAGCCAAUAUUAAGACCGAUGAGUGUGUGCGAUAGCUUUCUGAAUUUCAACACCGUUGAUACAAGUUUAGAGGGCUCAAUCUCAUGGUUACACCAUUCUUCAAUAAAUCACAUGGUAAAGUUAGAAAAUGAUCCUACUUUUUUCUCUUAAACGUUGGACUUGAGUACGUCGUUUAAUAUGUAAAAAACCAGGGGUGGCCAACUGGAGCGGACAAUUAAAGCCAGUCUUCAGUGUUGAAACUACUACAGAAAAUGACGCAGCAAAAGCAAGUGACUGGAACGACUGGGACGGACUUGUCAAUAUUAAGAAUAACAUAAUAUGUGCGAUACGUAGUUUGGCAUAUAUUUGUAUUCUGUGCGUUUGGAAUCCGUAUCGUUGUGGUAUCUUGUUGUUUCAAUGGUACGGUUAAUAGCACAGAAUUAGCACGCGCGACAGCUUUGUCAAUAUCGACACUGAGGCCUGUUUACAGGGCUCUAUCUCAGACGCCAGCACGGCAUUCUCUUGGAACCUUGGAAAAAAAAUUCGUCUGGCACCCAGAGUACCAGUUCGCCUAGUGUCCCGAGGGUACCGGGUACGUUGAAUUGUUUAUUAUGUACUAUCUCUCCUUGAUUUGCUUGAUGUAUCGAAGAUUUUUGUUGAGCGUUUUAAUAAGUCACUGUCAUCACUAUAGGAAUUUACCAAAUAUUUUCUCUUGAACGUAGAGCUUUGUUGGGUAGUGUAAUAUGCACAAUUGUUGCAUCGGAACUUAGUGAAAAUCGCCUCUUUGGUGUGUACAUUAGCUUUUGUACAGUUUAGAUGCAAGUUUAGAGGGCUCUAUUUCAUGGUUGUUCUAUGGUUCAAUAAAUCACAUCGUCGUUAGGAAAUUACCGUAGUUUUUCUCUUGAACGUUGGGAUUGUGAAUAGACGUAGUAUAAUAGGUAAAAAGACAGCCGCUGGCCACCAGCAGCCAAAAUUAAGGCUAGUCCUUGGUGUUAAAACUACGCUAGUGUCUGUUUUCAGAAGUUGUUUGGGCUCAGAAAAUGACACAGCAAAAACAUUUGACUGGAACAACUGAAUACACGGGCCAAUAUCGAUUGUAUCGCAUGGUUACACUUUGUAGCAUGGUCAUUAAUUAUGUUCUUUCAAUAGAGUUGUAAUAGUCUUUAAGCAAGCACAGCAACAAACUGCCAGAUACAGCGACACAACAUGUGCAAUGGUGUGAGAAGUCUAGUACGUAAGCGAUGUUUCCAGAGGACGGCAAAUCUAAUUUGAUUGCAAAAUGGUACGACAGAAAUAGAAAUUUGAUAGGAUACUGUGGUACCAUGCAUAACUUUUCGGAAAAACGUGCACGUCUUUUCAUUCCACGGCCCUUUCCAUAACUGUCAGCUGCGGAAGCCAAAUUCAUCUCAUUGUUACUUUCCUAUUUAGUGAAGUGAAUCGGCGGAAAUAGUGAUGGCAGAGAAGACGGCCCAAUUUAGCAUCGAUCUGGUGGAAGCAGCCCUUAAACACCGUCAGUUCUUACAGCUCGUUGACGCCUAUCCAAGCCUGUAUGCUGGACCACACGUUCAGAAUGCAAUCAGGAGAUAUGAACUGUUCUGGUUGCCACUGCUUGCUCAGUCGUCCGUCACUGAAGACAUCGCAGCACCUCUCGACGUUGCCUGGGUGUGGCAUGUACACAUGUUGUCGCCCAUCAGCUACGAAAAAGACUGUAAUGAGGUUGUCUCAACUCUGGUGGAUCAUAAGAUCCUGGUCGGAGCGCAACGUACAAGAGGACUUGAAAGAGCCAGGAUCUUAUGGAAGAAGUUGUACCCUAGUGAACCUUUCGAAGUUGACCUGACGGCCUCUGUUGGUAACACGCCUGAUUUUGAGUCGCGAAUUGAGUAUGACAUCACAGCGGCCUGCGGUCGGCAGAGGGUGUUUUACUAUCAGGUCUCUUUACCUCAUUAUGAAGAUAAGAAGUUCUUGACUAGAGCAUUGGGGCGAUAUAAACAGCACCUCGUCCUCAAACAACAAAACCCAGAUCUGUUCUUCGUACCAUGCUACGACUUUGAUCUCAUUUGGCAUGCGCAUCAGGUACAUCCGCUGAUAUACCAGAAGGACACCACUGAAGUCCUAGGAAAGGUGCUCAACCACAACGAUUCUGUAAACGACCGGCAGCCUGGUUCAAAGCUAUCAAGGUCUUGUGAAACAACGCGACAGAAAUGGAAAGAAGCUGGCCAGGAAUUUGCAGUGAGGGGCGUCAUGUUCCGUGGGGAGCCUCCACUGCCGACUAGUGUCCAAGCUGAACCGGUGGACUACACUGGAAUGGUAGCACUUGAGUACACUGUGGCGCUGACUCGGCUGGAAGUUGAAGGCCUCCCAGAAUCUAAAUCUUAUGCCGUCAAAAUUGAUGUCGUAAAUGGCGAACAUGUUCUUAAGACGCGCGUUCGUGGACCAGCUGCCAGUUUGUCCAAUUCUACCACUGUGCUAUCAACGUUCAAGUUUAACCGAAAGAAAAGCAGCAGCCUUAAGGUUCGUAUUUACCGGCAUGAAAGGUACUCCUUGUUCUCGCAGACGUUCGAUAAAUCUGCCUACUACGAGUUCUGGAGCCAUCUUCUCGGCAGUGAUACCCACAAAAGCACCGUGGAGCCUAAACCAGUAACCCACGUAUUAACGAUUGCUGAUAGUGUCAUCGUUCGGUUUACUACCGUGGCCAAUUCACCUAGACCUUAUAAGUAUUACUUCUGGGUGAUACCCGAGAAAAAUUUCAGCACAGUACAGCAUCCUGCCCAGAUCUUGAGCUCGCCAACGCUAAUCCUUUCUCCGCUGUCUCUCGCUCAAUCUUCAGCACCUUGCUCAUUGUCAGUACAUCGGUUACUCGACUUUAACGAACGAGAGGCAUUCACCUGCCGAGUUAUGCACUCCGCUCAGCUGCUGUUCUCUUCUGUGGAGGUCAUUGACCAUGCUGGCCGCGUUGUAAGCACCGCGCAUCUCAUCCGGGGUGACGUAAUUCCGACGAGAGAGCAAGUGAACAAUCCGGAGAAAUGUUGCACCAUGGAUGAGAUGGCAGGAGAAAGAGCAAUCCUUAUAAGAGGAAGCCAAGACUGGGGUAUCUGCGUUGGCAAAUGGAAAGGGUUUCGUAGAGGUGUUACUGGUGUGCUUGGCACGCCUGGACGUCUUUCCAUAAAGUUCUUCUCUCUUUUUGGAAAGCGUGAGUGGAAAUACGUCAAGAAACGACGGCGAGACAAGUUCUCGAUAGGCCUCGUGGGCAGGAAGAAAAAGGUCCAAGUUGACCUGAAACGUGGCACGAUUUCUUUUUCACAAGAGGUGCAUUACAUACCGGAAGCAAUUGCCCUUGGAUUUUCAAUAGCCAUUCUUCAUCUUUUGUGCCAGCCGUAUUGCCCGAUACAAAGGACCAACUACAUGAAACCAUCAGCAGCUGUGUCAAACAACAUCAGCAAACCACGCAGAAUCCGCAUUGAGGACCUCAGGCUUGUGGUGGCAGCAGGGUACUAUGCUGACAAUGUACCGACCAACUCUUAUAUCAAGUAUGAAAUUGGGGGAGGUGCGUGCGGUGGUUGUGGUGGUUGUGGUGGAUGUGGUGGAUGUGGUGGAGGCUUUAGUUUUCCCGGAGGUGUUCAGAGAAGGGUUAUUCUUGGUGAAGGUGUUAGUUUUGAUGAAGAUGAUAGUUUUGGUGGAACUGGUGGUUGUGGUGGAUGCGGCGGCUGUGGUUGUGGGGGAUGCGGAGAUUAAAGCAGACGCAGUCAAUAUAUCAAGACUAACAAAACGUAACGUUUCAUCAUACGAUAAUAUUAAUGAUAGCAAGACACUCAUGACUUAGCCAUGUAGAAACGAUCUCAACUCAUUAUGGAAUAUAAAACAGUGUAGCAAUGUUAUUAUAGAUGCCCGCACUAGUUAAGUAGUUAUGAAAUGCAAAAAGUAGCGCCACUUCCUUUAAUAGUUAGGAUGGGCAAAACAAUGUGAAUAUGGCUUCAAUCCUUUAUACACUGAUCACUUUUGCAAAAAUAAGUCGGUAUUUAGUAAAUUUUGGUUAAUUACUUUAUUUCCUUUAUAUAGUAAGUUUACCACAUGUGGUAACUAUAUCAAGAGGGAUCAAGAAUUACUAACAAUAUGUCAAAUGUUUCAUUUAUUUUUAUUUGACUUAGGAUCAGGAGCAGAUGAUAAUUUUAUCAGUUAUAGAGGCAAUUCAAUUUUGUCAGUUGUUCUAUUGUGACAGGAAAUUAAACUGCAAAUGAUUGGAGCUAAAAUAAGUUUUCUUAUCUAUAAGGGGAGUAGCGGAACCUUUGUAUCUAUAAGUGUGAUCAUGCCUUAUCCUAGCCUGCGUAGCAAGCGUUUCCGUUGGUUUCGGGAGCAAAGAAUUACCACGCGAAAAUUGAGCGGGUAAAACAGGGGGGAGGGGGAGGGGUGGAUAUUUACCGAGCCGCGAAGCGGUGAGGUAAAUACCCACCACUAGCCACCGACACUGAGGGGAAUAAUUGUUUAGUAUGUACCAAACCAGUAGCCGAGUAGGAUAAAACAUCUGCAAAAAUUGACUCAGGAGACUGCCAAAAAGGCUUUUAUUGCGUAGGUUCGAGCACAAAAUGUGACCUUCGCCGCGCGAGCUAGGAAUAGCAAAUACUAUUCCGAGUUUGAGUAACGAAUCAGAAUGCGCGGAAAGCACUAUCCAUUGGUUCUGUAUAUACUAAUUAGAAUCAUUGUCACUUCGGCCCCCUCGAUGGGAUGCUAGUUUAUAAGCUGCUAGUUCGUGCUAGUCCCUCCCCCUCCUCCCCCCCUUCAAGGUUUUUGCCUGGUUGUCUUGUCGUUUCCCGAUACCAUUAUUUUUCCUUGAUGGAGAGAGGGAAUGUAACGGUAAAGUUUCUUAUCGAUCCAAGAACAUAACGCAAUAACCACAGCUAUUGAGAUUAUUGGUUAGGGCGCCGGACUUAAACGCGGAGGUCGCGGAUUCAAGUCCCGUUCUGAUCACUUAGCUGGAGUUUUUUCUGAGUAGCCCCUUGAUCAACUCCUCGGCGAACCUUGUAAAUAGCCAACUGGUCUGUUUUCCUACUAGGUUAUUAGUUCAUGUAUAUUUGUUUCUAUCAGCUUAAGUGGUAUGCACGUGAACUAGCUACAUGUAGGUGUAGCUAAGCGCACUGACCACUAUAAACAACAGCAUUUGAACUUUUUUUUUUCGAAUCUUAGGCUCAAUCUGCCUUCCAAUUCAACACGCUAAAUAAAAAUACAAACAAAUAUCUGAAGUUGCGUCAAGUC